AUGUUUAAUUUUCUCGAAAUCUCGAGGGUUUUUACCACUCUUACCAUACUAUCUUGCAUUUUUUCAUAUGUAAGUGCCAGUAGUCCCUCAUAUUGUGAUGCCCCUUCUGGCUUCACCGUUAUUAAUGUUACAAGUCUUUUAGAUGGCACACCUCUCCCAAUUGGAAUUACUCUUGAAACGGAUAAAUCAGGUUAUAAUUAUUUUACUGUUGACCGCACGCUUCCUCAAUAUAAGAAAGUUGGCUUCUGUUUGAACGGAUACUUAGACACGUUUGAUACUCCUAAAGUACAAACAAUCUUACACAAAAAAUUCGAAGAUUCGGUAUACGUUUCCUAUAUUGACAAAUUUGUAACAAACGUAGACGGAAAUGCCCCUAUUUGUACUUUGACACAUGCCUACUCAUUGUAUGGUGGUGAUAUCACUUCUGCUCUACCUCCUUUCACGGUUAGGAAGAUUAGCGAUGGAUUUUUAUCUCGAUUGAACGAGAGAAAACAAUUGAGCUCUAUUUGUUCUACUGCAUGCGGAGGUUUGGUUGAUGUUGUAGGUGGUAACUAUCCUAAAGGCUCUGAUAUCGUUCCCCACAGUGAAAGUGUUGACAAGGUUAAAUUCUCCGAUGUAUUGGUUAAAUCAUUGACUUUGAAGUGCGGGGAUCAUACUUUCUAUAAUUUUGACAGGGAUCAAUUUGCAUACAUGUAUUUGUUUGAACAUGAUGGUGCUAAAUACGCUGCUUUGUCCAGACUCACUCCAACUAUGAUAGAAGUUGCUGUUAUGUGUAAAUACGGCAAUGGCGUUGAAGAAAAGUUGUUGUAUGACAAUGAUAGUGAAUUCCAGCAGGCAGUACUGAAACUUGUACCAAUUAACAUCUUUAUUGAAAAUACAAGUUCCAUGCCACAUGGGGCUAGUAUGACUAAAUUGGAUGAAAAUAUUGAUGAAAUUGCCAUAAACAGAUUUGUUUUGCGUUACCCAUACGUUUUGUUGCCAGGCCUUGCUGUUGACAUUGGUAAGGGAAACGCCGACACUAUAUGGAUUGUUAAACCAAGUGAGGAAGAUUCCGAAGUCAAGUACUUUGUUGUUUUUGGUGUAAAAGGCGAAAUUGAUAGUGUCGAUGAUAUCAAGUUUAUCAGUGCCUAUUAUGUGAAUAAGGAAAAUGUUACUGUUAACAUUUCCAACAGAUUCAUUCUUGGACCAAAUAUCAGUAGAGCGUCUACGCCUGUAUAUUCCCACUAUUCUAAACUGUAUCCUCCACGAUACAAAAUAGACUACAAGUUUUCAGGGGUAUUCUCGCCUCUAUCCUAUGUAGUUGCGGGGAAUUCUCAGGGUUCCGAUGAUGUCAGUGUGGAAAAGGCCGUAGCCUAA
This is a messenger RNA of Babesia microti strain RI, 1356 nucleotides long. RefSeq lists its product as hypothetical. The coding region runs from base 1 to 1356 and encodes 451 amino acids. The transcript has a single exon. Lineage: Eukaryota; Apicomplexa; Aconoidasida; Piroplasmida; Babesiidae. The record is from RefSeq and is a predicted model, not a curated record.